Molecule: messenger RNA, 1367 nt
Organism: Aspergillus pseudonomiae
Lineage: Eukaryota; Fungi; Ascomycota; Eurotiomycetes; Eurotiales; Aspergillaceae
Exons: 4
Coding region: 1-1110 (369 amino acids)
Source: RefSeq, a predicted model, not a curated record
AUGACCAGUCCAGAGUAUUGGAGCCGGCUACUCAUUGCCCUCUCCAUUGUUGGGGCUGUGGUAGCUACGCUCUUUUACCUUCUUCGGUUGUAUAGGCAUUGCCUUGGUAUCGGGAAGCUGGACGCUGGCGACGUGUUCCUCGGCUUAGGACUGGUAUUGUCUUAUGGCAUUACCAUAACAACCGUCAUCGCCCAGGAAUUCUGGCCAGCCUCCCACGUCUUCAUUAAGCUGUCCAUUAUUGUUCUUCUUCGGAAAUUGCUGGGAUCUGUCAAGAGAAUACUUCCUCUUACACUGUUUCUCGCCGUCUUUAUCAUCGCAUGGGGAUUGGCAGCUCUUGUUGCAAAUACCUUUCAAUGCUGGCCACCGCAGCAUUUUUGGAAUCACGAAAUUGAGGGCCAUUGCGUGAGUGGACGGAAGGCCCUUUUUAUGGCUCUUGGAUCCGUGUCAUUCGUCGAGGAUAUAAUGUUGUUGGCAAUCCCAUUUGCUAUAGUAUGGCGAUUGGAAAUAGCGCCACGAAAGAAAGUACUGCUUACCAUCCUGUUCUGUAUGGGUGGAAUGGCUUGUAUUUGUAGCUUGAUGCGUCUGAUCGCAUUGAGGUAUUACCCAGCAACCAACCUAACUGAAAGCGGCACAAAAGAACGAAUCUGGACGCUCCUCGAAAUUGAUCUCGCCAUUGUCUGUGCCUCAGUCGUGACGAUGCCCCCCUUGUUUGACCGUUGUACCGAUACCUGGAGGAGCGCCUACCACGAAACAAAAAGUCCCCGGAUAACAGCGGAGCGUACACAGAAGACGGACCGUUGGCCAUUUCAUAAGCACUGCACGAACUUCUCCCUGGAUGGUGGCUCCGAGGUGCGAUCACAGGUCUACCCUCCUGCACCUAUUGAGGUAAGCAAUCACAGAGCAGACAUCAUAGAAGGACCUUGUAUCAGAGUCGAGACGACUAUUAUCCGGGAUGUUGAUGAUCGCGAAGUGCUUUGGCCACAGGCUGGGAGAACUUCCUUGACUUCAGGGGUACACUCUACUCGUACGGAUGAGAAAGAUAUGAUGGAUGAUAUGUCGAAUGUUGAUUUUAGUGGUGUUGGGUGGGAUUCGGACAAUAGCUAUCCGUAGACACUCGUCUAGAUAGGAAAUCUAGCUCCGCUUGUUGGAUAAAGACGCAACGAAUCGGAAAUGUGAGAGGUUUAGGGUGGAAAGGACUGUACGUUGGAGAGUGUCUGCUGUUCGGUGUAACACGAGCCAGAGAACUGUAGCGGUCAUGAUGAUGGCAGGCGAGAAGCAUGGUUUGACUUGGCGUUUUUGAAAUUGCUCUGUAUCAACCUCUAUUUACCUUGAUCUCUUAAGUCUGAGACAUUCGAGAGAUCUUGAAG